CACUUCGAUUAACUACAACAACUACCGAUUUAAAUAGGCUUAUCUGACACUGAAUGCCUGAUAAAAUUUGAAAGAGUCUAAUUGUACUUAGUUAUGUCAAUUAACUCAACUGAAAUCAGUAUAACUGCAACUGCGAACUGCUCAAGAUGAAGCGCCACAUAUUAGUCUUGGCCGUAUUGGCCAUUCUUAUGGCCAUUGUUGGCGCAACAAAAGUGCGUUAUGAUAAUUACAAAGUUUUCAAAAUCAGGACAAAGAGUUUAGAGCAACAAAAAUUGAUUGAGAACUUAGCGAAAGAAUCGAAAAGUUUUAACUUAUGGCACAGUGGCAAGGGAGAGGUCCACAUCAUGGUGAGUCCACAAAAAUUUAUACAACUACAAAAUUAUACGCAAACGUUUAAUUUGCCUUUGGAAGUGAUGGUUUCAAAUGUACAAAGUUUAAUAGACGGCGAACAGAUAAGUAAAGCGACAGACAAUGCGCAUACUUUCGGUUGGACGCGUUAUUACCCCUUAUCAGCGAUUGAAGCUUUCUUAGACGACAUACUCGCCAAAUACCCUGAUGUCACUAGUCACAUAGAUAUUGGCACCAGUUAUGAAAGACGUAAGAUACGUGGCAUCAAAAUCUCCUAUAAAGAGGGUAAUCCCGGUAUAUUCAUUGAAUCUAAUAUACACGCACGUGAAUGGAUUACUUCGGCGACUGCCACUUGGUUAAUUAAUGAGCUGUUAACUUCAACCGAUGCUAACGUGCGAAAAUUGGCUGAGAAUCAUGAUUGGUAUAUUGUACCAGUUCUCAAUGUGGAUGGUUUUGCCUACACGCAUACAACGGACCGCAUGUGGCGCAAAACGCGACAACCAGUAAAUUUUUCACCUUGCAUUGGUGCUGAUCCCAAUCGUAACUACAAUUCGCACUGGAUGGAAAAUAAUGGCGCUUCCUCGAAUCCCUGCGACGAGACAUAUGCCGGUACACAUCCUUUUUCAGAGCCAGAAGUUAAAGCCCUCGCCGAUUAUGUAACCAGCAUUAAGGAACGACUCAAUAUUAUGCUAGCCUUUCAUUCCUAUAGUCAAGUUUUACUUUCACCACAUGGCUGGACUAAGGAACUUCCCACCAAUUUUGAUCAUUUAAUGGCGGUAGCGAAGGCUUAUUCCGAUGCGGUGCUCCAGUUGCCAUACAAAACAAAGUAUACUUAUGGCACUUCAUCUGAUGCAAUGUAUUUUGCUUCUGGCGCUACUAAUGAUUGGGCCUACAGUGAGCAGGGUAUUCGGCUUUCCUACACAAUCGAGUUUCGUGAUACAGGACGCUUUGGUUUCAUUCUACCACCAAUACAGAUAUUACCACAUUGCGAGGACACGAUUGCCGGUUUAUUAGCUCUGGUGGACAAAGCCGACGAACUGGGUUAUCUAAAAGUUAAAUACGCAUAAAAUUCCUGGCAAUAUUAACGUUUCAUGUGAAUUAUUUAUAAAAAAAAAAUAUAUAUAAAAAAUAAAUAAUAAAA
Zeugodacus cucurbitae (melon fly) is the source of this 1489-nucleotide messenger RNA. Its product is annotated as zinc carboxypeptidase. The coding region runs from base 147 to 1415 and encodes 422 amino acids. Lineage: Eukaryota; Metazoa; Arthropoda; Insecta; Diptera; Tephritidae. Gene Ontology annotation, biological process: proteolysis. The record is from RefSeq and is a predicted model, not a curated record. The transcript is spliced from 5 exons. Gene Ontology annotation, molecular function: zinc ion binding; metallocarboxypeptidase activity.